AUGAAGUCCCCGAAAGUGUUUGCCUACUACAAGUCAGAGUUUGAUACAGCGUUUGGGUGUCGAGGAUCUAUGAGUGUUGCGAAAGCAACUAUUCAACCUCAUGAGUUUGAUGAAUGCAGGUUUGAUGUCAGUGUCAAUGACUGUAUGUAUUAUUUGAGGGCACCAGACAUUGAAGAACGCCAGAAAUGGGUUAAUGGACUGGAAGCUGUAAAGGCAGCAGAGUCUGGCUAUGGCUCAGAGUCAAGUCUCAGAAAAGGCGGCUCUAUGCUUUCACUGUCAUCUGUCACAAGCUUAUCAACAACAGCAUCAUCUUCUUCUUUCAAGAAAGGGAGAGGCCUGCGUGAAAAGCUGAUGGAACUUGAGACCUUCAGAGACAUUGUCUGCCAGCAGAUAGACACUCUUCAAAACUACUUUGAUGCUUGUGCAGGAGCUGGUGGGAAUCACAAACAAGUUCUUCAUAUGGAAGGGAAUGACCAUGAUCUCUUUGGCAGCAAUGAUGGAUUGGAUAUUGAUGCUGACGAUGAAAUGGAUGAACUUUCAACUACUCCCACUCCAGCCACCUUAAAUCAAGUGGUGGGUAACCUAGCCAACAGGAAAGCAACAUCUGACAGCUCAGACAGUCCACCAGCUGUUCUAUCAAUUGCAAAUGCCAAAGGGGUGGAUUUUAGGGGAGAAUCUAUCACGUUCAAAGCAACUACUACUGGUAUCCUAGAAACUCUUCAACACUGUAUUGAUAUCAUGAAUAAGAGAGAGGAUCACUGGCAGAGACGAUUGGACAAGGAAAUAGAGAAGCGUAAGAAAGCAGAAGCAGCAAUAAAAUCAGCAGUUGUUAAUGCCAGAAAACAAGCAUUCAUCGGAGGUCCAGAUUUUGAGGAAGGACCACAUAGUGCUUUGAAUGAAGAAGAGUUCUAUGAUGCAAUAGAAACUGCUCUUGAUCGCCAGGAUGAAGAAGAAGCUACCAUGAAUGACUUUCAGAGUAGCACCUUCAUGCCUCCUUCUGAGCUUACAAUAGAAGAACCCCCGCACAGACUAAAAACAGAGGUUGAUGAACAUGUAAAGGAAAGCUUACAAAUUGUUUUGGAAAAUGUGGACCACAACUGGAACUUAGUGUAUGAAGAUGGAGAUAUGAAGGUAUACCGGCGAGAUUAUGAAGAAGGAGGUAUUGUACUGGAUCCUAUGAAGGCUACCCAUAUUGUGCAGGGUGUCACGGCCAGGGAGAUGGCUCAUUACUUUUUUGACAAAGAUGUUCGCAUGGAUUGGGAGAGCACGUUGGAGUCUUCAAAAGUUUUGGAACAACUCAGCGAGAGUUCGAUUAUAAUGCAUCAGAUUUUCAAGCGGGUGUGGCCAUCGUCCCAGAGAGAUACAGUUUUUCUUUCUCAUAUUCGGGAAAUUCCGUUAAGCGAUGCUGGUGAAAGAGUAGAAAACGAAGUUGGACGGCCGUGGAUUGUUUGCAACAACUCAAUGGAACAUCAGGAUGCUCCGAUGAACAAGUUUGUACGCGCUUCGAUCGUUGUGGGUUUGUAUUGUCAGACGUUUAUUGAACCAAGAGCUGAGGGGGAGAAGCUUACUCGAGAUCAUGUAACCUGCAAAAUUACCUACACUGCAAAUGUAAACCCGGGAGGUUGGGCUCCACCUUCGGUAGUGCGAGCUGUAUCAAAACGUGAAUACCCGAAGUUUCUCCGAAAAAUCAGCUCAUUCUGUCAAAACGCGUGUAAGGACAAACCCAUCACCUUGUGAGUGGAGAACAUGGAGUACACUUUAACGGUCCUUGAAGGGAAACCCAGGUCAUGGAUAUCGUCAACAGUCGACGAGGAUUUUCCUCGCGGAACACGGAACAUUUUUCAUGUGGAGAUGAAAACUUAAUUUGGAACCAACAUAAUUUUGUUAUUAAGUACACCUUGGAACAUUUAGUGAUAAAGCUUUAAGACCUCUGCUCGCCUCGCCCCGCAAGGUUGGUGGCAUUUUUACACAAAAAUCGAUUUAAAAAAACGCUUACUAAACAAGCCGUAAUGAGAGAGAACGUGAGUGAAGCAAAUCAGCAAAGAAAGAAGAAACGAUUUUACAGUACUUAUUAGAAUUACAGUUCACGACUCUCCUCUAUAAAAGCUCCUGAUCCUUUACUUGAGCCUUUGGAUGUCAGCUCAGAGAAGCUACUUCAACGGACUUUGGCUUACUGUAGAGUACAAUAGAAUAGCCUCUUGCAAACUAGCAAUUUUCAAUUUAGUGUUUAAAAUGACGCGGGUUGCUUUGGUUUUGCUGUGCUACGCACUGUGAUUGGUUUAGAACGCUCUUGCCACCCUCUCGACCAAUCAGAUGUAGGAUCACAACCAAUCACAACUUGGUCGCCCUUGUUUUCUCUUGCAAUGCGGUUUUCUUGUGUUUUCUUGUUGUAUUGGCUCCGCUUUGUAUUUAGCUCUGUUCUGAUCGGCUGACGAGAUUUUGAUUUUGAAUUUCACAGCCCUCAAUCGAAAUGCAUUUUGAAUAGAAAGAAAACCUCUCGAAAAACAUUUGCUAGUUUUGAAAAACACUACUAAGGUAAAAAAAUUAAACCAAAAAGGAAAGGGUGUGGGUGGGGUUUGCAAAAAAUUGAAACAGAUGACAAUAUCAUUGUCUUGUAUACUCGAAUUGUAACGUUCCUGCAAAUUAAGUUGAAUGUUAUUGUGGUUAUUGACAAAUUUUUUUACAAUUAAGCAAUUUUAAAGGCGUCGACUGCGCUUCUUAGUUUUACAGUAAAUACCCUAUAAGUUAUGGAAAGUGCAACGAGAUACGAAUUUGAAUGUACAGGUUUUUACUUUUAUCUCGAAUAAUGCAGAUGUGACGAAUUUGUAAAAAAGAUAUAGCGUCAAAAAUUAGAGACUUACAAUGACUUAGAACGGACUUAUUUCGUGGACUCCUUGGUAAGAAAUGAAGUCAGCGAAAUAAGAUCUUGAUUGAAUAUUGUUUACAGUGAGAUAAAUUAAAAAUAGUUUAUUUUGCAAUGAAUAUACUUUAAAAUGCUAAAAGGUCCAACUUUAUGAUCAAUAUUUAUUGCGCAAGAACUUAACCGAGCAAAAAAGAAAAAGAAGAAGUGAAUGAAUUUUUGUUUUGGACGUAAUUCUAUGGAAACUUUAAUGAAUGAAUAUGGACGGGUUUAGAAGAAAGCACGCACAUGUUGUUUUGUCAGGGAAUCUAAAUAAAAAAUCGAUAAUG
Molecule: messenger RNA, 3189 nt
Organism: Pocillopora verrucosa
Lineage: Eukaryota; Metazoa; Cnidaria; Anthozoa; Scleractinia; Pocilloporidae
Product: ceramide transfer protein-like
Biological process (GO): ER to Golgi ceramide transport
Molecular function (GO): lipid binding
Source: RefSeq, a predicted model, not a curated record